AUGUACCGCAGCCUAGCGACUGCGUCGUUACGCGCACCAACAAAGUUCUUUCGACCAUUUUCCGUCUCCGCAAGCAGAACAGGCAAGACGGGCAAGUACCCGGACGACAAGCACGCGACGGAUAAGGUCAAGGAAGGCGAUACCCAUGAUGUACAGACGGAGAAUACCAAGGCUGGAUUAGACGCAAAUAAGGAUGGCGGCGCCGCUGCCGAGGGACGAGACUCAGCUGGCGGGGCGAAGAAAGCGAAGAAGGAGUUCCCUGAGGCGCCGGAUACGAUUGGCAUGCAGGACGAGAGGGGUGGACGAGGCGGUUGA
This is a messenger RNA of Cucurbitaria berberidis CBS 394.84, 315 nucleotides long. RefSeq lists its product as uncharacterized. The coding region runs from base 1 to 315 and encodes 104 amino acids. The record is from RefSeq and is a predicted model, not a curated record. NCBI's taxonomy places the organism in Eukaryota, Fungi, Ascomycota, Dothideomycetes, Pleosporales, Cucurbitariaceae. The transcript is spliced from 2 exons.